This is a messenger RNA of Amyelois transitella, 4422 nucleotides long. It is a transcript of the gene Upf1, whose product is annotated as regulator of nonsense transcripts 1. Gene Ontology annotation, cellular component: cytoplasm. Bases 179 to 3283 code for a protein of 1034 amino acids. Gene Ontology annotation, molecular function: RNA helicase activity; hydrolase activity; RNA binding. The transcript has 10 exons. The record is from RefSeq and is a predicted model, not a curated record. Gene Ontology annotation, biological process: nuclear-transcribed mRNA catabolic process, nonsense-mediated decay. NCBI's taxonomy places the organism in Eukaryota, Metazoa, Arthropoda, Insecta, Lepidoptera, Pyralidae.
AAGACCAGAAAGUAAACGGAAACAAUCCAUGUGCUAACAUGGCGAUUUCCCAUCAUUCUUCACGAGUCGUUUGAUAAUCAUUGCGUGGCUGUUAUGGGAAUAUACUAUAUCAAGCCUGUAUUUAUUGUUUUUUAACAUAUUUUCUUUGUUUUAUGAAAAAUAAUUACAUUGUGUAAGGAUGAGUGUUGACGCGUACGGUCCGAGUUCGCAAACGCUCACGUUUCUUGAUACCGAGGAGGCUGAUCUUAUCGGAGCUGAUACUCAAGGCUCAGAGUUUGAGUUUACCGAUUUUACUUUACCUUCCCAAAGUCAAACGCAAACAUCUCAGCAUGAUCAUGGUCUGACUACCUCGCAUCAGGUUAACGGCUUGGGGCGCUCAGAAUUAACUUCUAAAGUUUCUAGUGUCACUAACGCAAUAGCAGAAUUGCAAUUUGAAGAAGAAGAUGAAGCACUAUAUAGCAGCAAGGAACUCCCGGACCAUGCAUGCAAAUAUUGUGGAAUUCAUGACCCUGCCACGGUCGUCAUGUGCAACAUAUGUAACAAAUGGUUCUGCAAUGGACGAGGUAACACCUCUGGCUCUCAUAUCAUCAAUCAUCUGGUGAGAGCCAAACACAAGGAAGCGGCGUUGCAUCGUGAUGGACCUCUGGGAGAGACCCUGCUUGAAUGCUACUCAUGCGGUGCCCGAAAUGUGUUUGUCCUGGGCUUUAUUCCUGCUAAGGCUGACUCUGUUGUUGUCUUACUGUGCCGCCAACCAUGUGCUGCUCAAAGCUCUUUGAAGGAUAUGAACUGGGAUCAGGAGCAGUGGAAACCUUUGAUUUCUGACCGUGCUUUCUUAUCCUGGCUGGUGAAGGUACCCUCUGAAGCUGAGCAAAUGAGAGCUCGUCAGGUGACACCGCAACAAAUAGGUCGUCUAGAAGAGCUAUGGCGCGACAACGUUGACGCGACGUUCCAAGACCUGGAGAAACCUGGGGUGGAUGAAGAACCUCAGCAGGUUUUGUUGAGAUACGAGGAUGGAUACCAAUAUCAGAACAUCUUUGGCCCACUUGUCAAGCUGGAGGCAGAUUAUGACAAGCGUUUAAAGGAGUCCCAAACUCAAGAAGGCAUCGAAGUGCGUUGGGACGUGGGUCUGAACAAGAAGACCAUAGCAUACUUCACUUUGGCAAAGACGGAUAGUGAUAUGAAGCUCAUGCAUGGAGAUGAAUUAAGAUUGAGAUACGUGGGUGAGCUGCACAAGGCGUGGGCAGGUGUGGGCCACGUGAUCAAGGUGCCCGACAACUACGGCGACGACGUCGGCCUCGAGCUCAAGAGCGGCGCCGGCGCCCCGCUCGACUGCACCUCCAACUUCAACGUCGACUUCAUAUGGAAGAGCACCAGCUUUGACAGAAUGCAACUGGCGCUCCGCAAGUUCGCGGUGGACGACUCGUCGGUGUCGGGCUACAUCUACCGGCGGCUGCUGGGCCACGAGGUGGAGGAGGUGCUGUUCCGCGUGCACCUCCCCAAGCACUUCAGCGCGCCUCACUUGCCUGACCUCAAUCGCUCGCAGGUUUAUGCUGUAAAACACGCGCUCCAACGUCCACUUUCGCUUAUCCAAGGGCCUCCCGGAACUGGAAAAACUGUUACAUCAGCGACCAUCGUCUACCAACUUGUGAGGCAAAACGGAGGCCCCGUUCUCGUCUGCGCGCCUUCCAAUACCGCCGUUGACCAACUCACUGAGAAGAUACACAGAACUGGGUUGAAAGUUGUCAGAUUAUGCGCCAAAUCCCGUGAAGCUAUGGAGUCUUCGGUUUCAUUCUUAGCCCUACAUGAGCAAGCUCGCGUACUAGGCUCCGCUGAUAGUGAACUACGGAAAUUGACUAGACUCAAAGAAGAAGCGGGAGAAUUGUCUGCAGCUGAUGAGAGAAGAUAUCGCGCUUUACGCCGCGCCGCUGAAAGAAGACUGUUAGACGCCGCAGAUGUUGUCUGUACCACUUGCGUGGGCGCUGGAGACCCGAGAGUGGCUCGAAUGAGAUUCCAAUCUAUCCUUAUUGAUGAAGGCAUGCAGUCUACCGAACCGGAGUGCAUGGUGCCCGUUGUACUAGGAGCUAGACAACUUAUCCUUGUAGGAGAUCAUUGCCAGUUGGGACCAGUCGUUAUGUGCAAGAAGGCGGCUAAAGCCGGCCUCAGCCAGAGUCUUUUCGAGCGUUUGGUCGUGCUCGGUAUCCGUCCUUUCCGACUUGAAGUACAAUAUCGUAUGCAUCCGGAAUUGUCACGUUUCCCAUCCGAUUUCUUCUAUGAGGGCUCCCUUCAAAAUGGCGUUAGUGCAGAGGAGAGACGCCUUCUAAAAAUUGAUUUCCCAUGGCCGCGCCCUGAUCGCCCGAUGUUCUUCUAUGUGACUCAAGGUCAGGAAGAAAUUGCUGGGUCUGGAACAUCGUACUUGAAUAGGACUGAAGCUGCUAAUGUUGAAAAGUUGACAACACGCUUUUUGAAAGCCGGUGUGCGUCCCGAGCAAAUCGGAAUCAUCACGCCUUACGAGGGACAACGCUCUUAUCUGGUACAGCAUAUGCAAUAUCAAGGAAGUUUGCAUGCUAAACUGUAUCAAGAGAUCGAAGUUGCCAGCGUAGACGCGUUCCAGGGUAGGGAAAAGGAUAUCAUCAUCAUGUCGUGCGUUCGCUCGAACGAGCACCAAGGAAUUGGAUUUUUGAGCGACCCUCGCCGAUUGAACGUAGCUCUGACGCGUGCCAAAUACGGGCUCAUAGUAGUCGGCAAUCCGAAAGUGCUCAGCAAACAGCCAUUGUGGAACCAUCUUCUAGCGUUCUACAAGGAGCGCCGCGUGCUAACUGAGGGUCCUCUGUCGAACCUGAAGGAGUCCGCGAUACAGUUCGCGAAGCCCAAGAAGCUGGUGAACGCUCAGAACCCGGGGUCGCACUUCAUGUCGACGUCGAUGUUCGACGCCCGCGAGGCGAUGGUGCCCGGCUCCGUCUACGACCGCGCGCGGCCGCCGCGCGACCCGCUGGCCUACGUGGGCCCCGAGCGCGCCGCGCUGCUGCACGCCGCCGUGCCGGCCGCCGCCUUCGCCGCGCACCGCGCGCUGCGCCCGCCGCCCGCCGCGCGCGCCCGCCGCCGCGCCGCGCGCCUCUCGCAGGAGCCGCUGUCGCAGCAGGCGGCGGCGCUGUCGCUGUCGCAGGGCGCGUCGCAGCCCGACUUCAGCCAGGAGUCGGGCGCGCCGGACUGCCCGUCGCAGCCGGACGGGCUGCUGUCCCAGGACUCGUCGUUCCAGGGCGGGUUCCGCGCGCGCCAGUACUGAGCUCGCACGACGGCGCCCCGCGGGCGGCACCAGCGCACCCCUCCGCGACCUCCGGAGCGACACGCGGCGAGGACUCCCUGCCGGACGAGGUAAAUUCUUCGUAUAUGUUACAGGGAUAGAAAAACGUAGAUAACGCAACAUGAACUCUAUGGGCCGGAAUUGUCUGACGGAUCGAAGACUGACGCGCGACAUGCGAGCGGACGUCUGUAGAUUUCAUAGUCGAGCAUGUUAAAUUUAACUAAAAAUUGACCGACGAAAAUGCAACAAACGUUUACAUCGUGAACUCGUUUUACGUAAGCGUUCUUGACUAUUUCAAGAAACAAUAGAAUUAUUGAGUGUUGAAAUCGCAUUCUUUCACCUUAUGACAUUUUGUUUUCAAUUUAGAACAACGAAAAGAUUGGCUAAAUCUUUACUCACUAUACCUAUCCUACUUAUUCGUUUUUGACCUUCAAACGGCUUUCUCACAUCAACUCUCAUCAUCCUAAAUGAAAUAAUUAUUCCUUUUAUUUUUUAACGUCAAACCUUCUAAAUAACGAAAGUACAUAUUUUGUUUAUUAGGCUGAAAUAUAUUAAUAUUCUCGAUAUGUCUUUUUAUCAUAGGCUUCACAAUUUUUCCAUUUCACAUUGAGGUAUCAGUGUCAGAUCUAAACUGGUAGUAAUAAUGUUUAACAUAAACGACUACUUAAUUGUUUUUCCUUCUCAGAAUUAUGUUACUUUAAACUAAUUCAAGUGCAAUUUUAGAAUAAACGCUGCAUAAUAAAACCUCAUCAAUAGUUUUACUUCGGAUCAGUUAUAAUUUAAAAUAUUUGUUCUUACUCUUAUUUUACGUGAUUGUAUUCUUUCCAAAUUUUAUAUAUUUUGUUAUAUCAAUUUUAAAAAACUUACUGAUGCCUUUUUCUUUGGAACACUGUGAGAGAAUUUAAAAGCAUUUGGCGCUACGUACAAGAGAAUGAAUUUAAUUCAUCAGUUGUUGUAAGAAUUAUGUUAUUGUAAAACCCAAUUUUUAUAUCUAAAUCUUAGUCGUUUAGUUAAGGAAUUAAGAGUAUUUUUUUUUCAGAUUUUUGAAUCUAUACUGUUAUCUUCUGGUAAUCUUAUUUAUUUUUGUGAAGGGAAAUCAAUAAAGAAUCUGUCAUGAAGUA